UUGUAAUAUAUACACAUUGCUAAUUUUCAAUAUCAACGUAAAACUGAAAUUAACAAAAGCAAAACAAAAUGACUGCCAAUAUUAUGGAUUUGCCUUUACGCGAAAUCAUUGCAAAUUGUGGCGCAAAGGAAUUUUUUCAUGACGGAAAUUUAGAUGGGGACAGAGCUGUUUGUUGGGCAAGAUUAAGUAACGACGGUGCUUCAUAUAUUAUAGCAGCUAGCAAUGGAUUUGAUAUUUGGAGAGUGAGCUUUGAGAAGUAUGAUUUAGUUACUCAAUACGAAUCAAGCGAAGUGGACAAUUUGGAGAAAUUUUUGGAUGUUAUAAAGUAUGCGUUUGAGAGUUCAACAUUGUCCUUGGUCAAAGUUGGGAAUAAAGUUAUCUUACAUUGUCCUGGAGAAAAGAAUUCAUUAAAUUUUGACUUGUAUGAAGCAAAAAUAAAUGAUAAAAAAUCAGAGCUGCACUACAUAAUGUUCAAUUUAACUGAUAAAGUGAAAGAGUUGAGAAAGACUCUAACAGAAGCAAAUGAGGCAUUAGAAAUGGGAAGAGAAAAAGAAAGAAACAGCUCAGACAAUCAAGAGUUUGGUUAUGAACCUGCCAGAAAAAGCAGGCAGGGUAUGAACUUGAGACGAAAACCACAAGGCAGUAGUCUUGUAAAUCCGAGCAGUAAAAAAGCAAAAAGAGCUAAAGGCAUUAGUUUUGAGUGAACAAACGUGUGUACUGUGUAGUUUGCCAAGGCUGUAUUAGGUCAAUUAAAUUCAUAUUUGGUGUGUUGCAAUGUGGUCAUUUUAUACCAAGUUAAAUUUUAUUCAUGACUCUAUAGUUUUAAAUCUUGAAAGAGAAGAGUAAUUAGAGAUUACCAAACAAGUGAUAGAUAUGAAAGACUGAAAGUAAACUA
Messenger RNA from Dendronephthya gigantea, 895 nucleotides. RefSeq lists its product as uncharacterized. Gene Ontology annotation, cellular component: nucleus; site of double-strand break; nonhomologous end joining complex. Gene Ontology annotation, biological process: double-strand break repair via nonhomologous end joining. The coding region runs from base 69 to 704 and encodes 211 amino acids. The record is from RefSeq and is a predicted model, not a curated record. NCBI's taxonomy places the organism in Eukaryota, Metazoa, Cnidaria, Anthozoa, Malacalcyonacea, Nephtheidae. The transcript has a single exon. Gene Ontology annotation, molecular function: molecular adaptor activity.